AUGUCGAAGAGCCCGAAGGAGCUGAAUGAGGUGAAGGGUACCCAAGGUCAAAAGUCGCAAACCACCGGUCCUCAGAACCAGCGCACAUUCCUUGAGAAACACUGUGAUUUCUUCGACCCCGAUGGUGACGGACAGAUCUGGCCCAUGGACACUUUCUUUGGCUUUUGGGUCUUGGGCUUCUCUCUGCCGAUCUGCCUUUUCUCCGUCUUUGCCAUCCACUUUGCGUUCUCUUGGCCGACUCAGCACUGGUUUCCCAUCCCCGACCUGUUUUGGAGGAUCAAUAUCGACAGGAUCGGCAAGCAUGGGAGCGACUCAGGCGCAUAUGAUCACGAUGGAGGGUUCGACAAGAAUGCAUUUGAUAGGAUGUUCACAAGAAAUGCAAAAACGCACAAGGAUUUGUUGACAGGACGAGAACUUCUCGGCCUGAUGCUACAGAACAAGGUAAUUUAUGACCCGUUCGGCUGGUUUGGCGGUGCAUUCGAAUGGCUCUCGGUCUAUCUUCUUUUCUGGCCCAGAGACAACAUGUUCCGCCAAGAAGAUAUCAGAGGAUUAUACGAUGGCAGUACAUUCUACGAGAUUGCCCGAGAACAGAAGAAAAAGGGCAGGUACACGCCGCCUGGGUGGGAGGACACUGUUUCCGGUUUCCGGAAAUAG
Messenger RNA from Dacryopinax primogenitus, 654 nucleotides. RefSeq names its product Caleosin-domain-containing protein. The transcript is spliced from 4 exons. The record is from RefSeq and is a predicted model, not a curated record. Gene Ontology annotation, molecular function: monooxygenase activity; calcium ion binding. The coding region runs from base 1 to 654 and encodes 217 amino acids. NCBI's taxonomy places the organism in Eukaryota, Fungi, Basidiomycota, Dacrymycetes, Dacrymycetales, Dacrymycetaceae.